Molecule: messenger RNA, 276 nt
Organism: Pediculus humanus corporis (human body louse)
Lineage: Eukaryota; Metazoa; Arthropoda; Insecta; Psocodea; Pediculidae
Product: ubiquinol-cytochrome c reductase complex 11 kDa protein, putative
Exons: 3
Coding region: 1-276 (91 amino acids)
Biological process (GO): mitochondrial electron transport, ubiquinol to cytochrome c
Source: RefSeq, a predicted model, not a curated record
AUGGAAGAAUUUUUUAAAAAGAUUUCUUCUUCGUUAACUCGAAUUUUUCCAGUUGUAAAAGCAGAUGAUUUAGAUGAAACAUCAGAUCCACAAGUUCAUUUAAGGCACCAAUGUCAGAAUGGUGAGUGUGCCAAAUGGUAUGAUAAAUUGGAAGAAUGUAAUGAAAGAGUAACAUCUAGAACCAAAACAGCUGAAUCUUGUCAUGAAGAAAUGAUUGAUUUUGUUAAUUGUUUAGAUCACUGUGUUUCAAAAGAUUUAUUUUCUAAAUUGAAAUAA